Molecule: messenger RNA, 1443 nt
Organism: Salpingoeca rosetta
Lineage: Eukaryota; Choanoflagellata; Craspedida; Salpingoecidae
Exons: 3
Coding region: 1-1119 (372 amino acids)
Molecular function (GO): NAD+ binding
Source: RefSeq, a predicted model, not a curated record
AUGCUUGUGGGACCGGCUGGCCUGUGGGCGCGGGCACAGCGCGGCGAGGCGCCCGAGAGCAUUGCGCGUGACCUGCCCAACCUCGCCGACUGCACCCCGACAUACACGCAUAUGGUCCUGGCCCGUCUGGUUGCUGUUGGUGCGGUGGACUUUAUCGUGUCGCAGAACUGUGAUGGUCUGCACUUGCGCAGCGGUGUGCCUGCAAGCAAGCUGGCAGAGAUUCACGGCAACUGCUUCAUCGAAGUCUGCCCAGCCUGCCACAAGGUGUACCGGCGCCGCUUCGACGUGUCUGCACAGAGCCGCGUCCGCCGCCACACAACACGCCGCACAUGCACACACUGCACGCAGCAACACCAGCACACAGAGCAACAACAACCACAACCACAACAACAACCGCAGCAGCAACAUCAACAACAACCGCCAUCACCACGACCGCUGUUGACAGCCGCCCCGUGUCCGCGGGAUGGCGUUCACCUGGAGGACACAAUUGUGCACUUUGGAGAGACGACGCGGCACGCGAGCGUGGCCAACUGGGGUGCGGCGAUGGCGGCGGCGGCGGCGGCGACAGUGGUGGUCGUCCUGGGCAGCAGCCUGAAGGUGCUCAAGGCAUACCCGUGUCUGUGGAAGCGGGUGAAGCAGCGGAAGUGCGAGCUGUUCAUUGUCAACAGCCAGUGGACGCCGCUUGACCGGUGGGCGGUGCAGAAGACGCACAGCGACGUGGACGCGUUUAUGCGCGCACUCGUGGCUGCACACGACAGGGCGCCGGCUGCAGGUGAUGGAAGCGGCGGUGGCGGUGCGAGCCGUGGCGUAAGCAACGAUGAGCAUGGUGGAGCACCCAAGUCUGUUGUGAAGAAAGAGGAGGAGGAGGAGGAGGAGGACGAGGAUCAGCGACAACAAGAUUACGAUCAAGAUCACGAUCAAGAGGAGGAAGAGCUGAAGAGUGUUGCCCCUGCUGCUUUGGUCAAUGGCUCGUGGCGGCCGCAGACAUAUGUGCGCGAGGAAGACCCGUUCUGGCAGCAAUGUGAUGAUGAUGACGGCGAUAAUGAUGAUGAUGAUGACGCACGCGCUCCUGGCGGAUGGUUGAUGGCUGGCCUGAAGCGAAGUGCACAUCGAAAAUGAAUGCACGGGAGACACUUCGAUGACAUGACGGGUGAUUUGCAAACAUGUCGCAGGCAUGACGAGGUGCGCAUGCGUUUCUGCACAGACACAGACACAGACACACACACACACCACUUUACAUAUCGCGUGCUCAGGUGUUGGGAAGCGUCAUUUAUUGGUUGUUUGGUGUGCGUGCAAACCACGACACAAGGGAGUGGGAGCCGAUUAUGUGCAGUCUUGGGGAACAUAUGUAUGCGCGGUGGUUGGCAAAAGCAGUCCGUUAAACGUGUGCAUCAACAAGUAACAAGCGAUAACAAUAGAGCCAUAAGAGAAAACAAAACAUAA